AUGAUAUCAUGGGUUGUAAAUGAUACCGAAGUACCUGCAUUAUUAGAACUUGAGAAAAAGCUUACUACGAUUGAUGAAAUAUUAAGACAAUAUAAACUUUGUCAAGCUUUGGAGAAACUUAAAAAACAAUA
This is a messenger RNA of Dentiscutata heterogama, 131 nucleotides long. NCBI's taxonomy places the organism in Eukaryota, Fungi, Glomeromycota, Glomeromycetes, Diversisporales, Gigasporaceae. The record is from the annotation of a GenBank genome assembly.